Molecule: messenger RNA, 1781 nt
Organism: Paramisgurnus dabryanus
Lineage: Eukaryota; Metazoa; Chordata; Actinopteri; Cypriniformes; Cobitidae
Gene: tor1
Product: torsin family 1
Biological process (GO): protein localization to nucleus; nuclear membrane organization
Cellular component (GO): endoplasmic reticulum lumen; endoplasmic reticulum; nuclear envelope
Molecular function (GO): ATP binding; ATP hydrolysis activity; kinesin binding
Source: RefSeq, a predicted model, not a curated record
UAGCGCGGAACCGUUUGAUGAUCUAAAGCGGAUCCUCAUGGUUCAGUUUGCGGAAGUAGCUUCACUGCACUAGUAAAGUAUUGAUUUAGAUUAGUUUUUCAGCUCGGCUUUUAGUCUACACAAUGCGGUUGAGAUGUUGGCUGCUGUUUGUUGUGUGUAUUCCGUGGAGUCUGUCUGUGACAGAAGGAGUCGAGCCCAUCAGCACCAGCAUUGCUGUCGGGAUGGCAUCAGCUGUCACCUGGUUUCUAGUCAGCUAUCAAAACAUGUUUUACUCUUUUAGCGAGUGCUGUAAAUCGGACUGGAUCUCAUACAACAAAACAGGGCUGAAGCAUGAUCUCCAGACAAAAUUGUUCGGGCAGCACAUCGCCUCUCAGGUCAUCCUGAAAGCCGUCACGGGGUUCAUGAACAAUAAAAACCCAAAGAAGCCACUUGUUCUGUCCCUCCAUGGCUGGACCGGUACUGGGAAGAACUUUGUGAGCCAACUUAUAGCCGAAAAUAUUUACCACAAAGGAAUGUCGAGCAGUUUCGUUCAUCUGUUUACAGCCACGGCACAUUUUCCUCAUGAGGUCCACAUAGACACAUACAAGACGCAAUUGCAGGAAUGGAUAAGGGGAAAUGUCUCCAUCUGUGCACGCUCAGUGUUUGUUUUUGAUGAGAUGGAUAAAAUGCAUCCUGGCCUAAUCGACGGUAUAAAACCAUAUCUGGACUUCUAUGACAACCUGAACGGAGUGUCGUAUAGACAGGCGAUCUUCAUCUUUCUCAGUAAUGCAGGAGGAGAAAACAUCGUUCAGGUGGCUCUGAAUUUCUGGAAGGACGGAAAAGAACGUGAGGAGAUUCAGCUGAAGGAUCUCGAGACUGCGCUGUCACUGGCCGUCUUCAACAACAAGAAUAGUGGUUUCUGGCACACAAGUUUAAUCGACAAGAACUUGGUUGAUUUCUUCGUGCCAUUUCUUCCGUUGGAAUACAAGCACGUCGUCCAGUGUGGUUUGGCUGAGAUGGCGGCGAAGGGUAUUACCCGAAAUGAAAAAGCUGUCGAACAGAUGGCUCACGAUCUCAAUUACUUCCCCAAAGAAGAACGUGUCUUCUCCAUGCAGGGUUGCAAAGUCAUCUCCAGCAGAUUGGACUUCUAUAUUUAAAUGAGCAAGAGAGAAAACAAAGUUUUCAUAAGUGCACAUGAUCCACUGUGUGCUUUCUUGUGUGGAUCGCCACUCUGUCCAUCAGAGAUGAAACAUUACACAGAGAUUUGUAGUGGUUUACGUGUGCACUAUGAUGUCACACUCUUAAGACUGAUGAUGAAAGCAUGGGGGGAUUUUUUACACGGUCUGAACGUUGUCUCGAGGAACUGUUUAAUUCAUCUUGAAGGUUAUAUCCUUGUUUUUAAGGAUGUAUUUGAUUGAGAUGAAGCUUUUUUAAAUGACUUUGCACUCACCAAUACACUGGCUAUCAGCUAUUUUAUGUCAGUUGGUUAUCAUGUGGGAAAAAAAUAAUUUGACUUUAUCUUUAUUGUCAGUAUGCAUUUCAUUUUUUUAAAGAAAAACACGAUUCAGCUUAAAUCUCAUUUUACAUACCGUUGUCACAAAUGAAAGUGCCUGUUUAACAAACAACAACACUACAAGCACACUUGAGUAUUGAAUACUGCUGAGAAACAUGUCAAUAUGUUCUCCCUGUGUUUGUUUGAUGAUCUCAUUGAUGAUCUGUCUUGGGUUAAUUGUACAAGGUGUAUAAAUGUUUGUUUUAUUUUUUGAGAUCCACUGUGAUAAAAUGGUAACAUAUUUAAAGGA